AUGAACACGUGGUUGAGAAUAUCAAUAUUUAUUGUUAUGCUGUCUAUAACAUCAGCAAAUGUUGAGGAAAUUGAUGACAAGUUAAAGACCUUCCCCAAAAAGUUGCUUGCAAGGCGACGGGAAGAACAUUUCCAAUUGCUUAAAAUGGUAGCAAAUAAUCAAAAGUACGAGCAUAGAUUCCAGUUGAUGACUAUUGGACUAAGUAAGGCAUUUGAUCUCAUAAUUGAGAAUAAGGAACCGAAAGAGGCUAAAAAUACAGAGAAAGUUCCAAAAGAAACGAUUCUGUUCAUUGAAAAUGCUUGCCUAUUUAUGGACUUCCUAGUUAACUUCCCAGAUGAUAUCUAUAUAGUAUUAAAUAAGAUUAAAAGAACUGAUCCAGACAAAAAUUGGAAGGAAAUACUCAAAAUUUCAUUGACAUUCCUCGAAAAGAAUUUAGACUUACUGGAUGAAGUUACAACAAAGGAAUUUGAGUUUGUUAAGAGGAAUUUAAAUGUAUUUUUGAAUGAGGAACGACUUUGGUCAUAUCCUUUAGAGAAUAGUGUAAGAGAUUUACUAGAAAUAAGUCAAAAGGCUGAUCAAGAAAGCGAUAAAUUUAAAGACAACAAAAAGAAGAAAAAGAAGUUCAAGAAAGGUCCUGGAUUGCAAGGAAAGUUUGAGCUGUAG
Chironomus riparius is the source of this 663-nucleotide messenger RNA. Lineage: Eukaryota; Metazoa; Arthropoda; Insecta; Diptera; Chironomidae. The record is from the annotation of a GenBank genome assembly.